AUGGCAGAGCCUGGGCCCGAGGCUCCGUGUCCUUCUCAAUGCGGCCACAAGAUCCGGCCAAGUGACACCAGUUGGGAUUCCUAUGCCACCACCACGAAGACUGCAUUCACACCUAAGAGAGGAGCAGUGCCUGCCUUAAUUCGUCAAAAAAGUACCAGAAGAUUAGGAUAUACGUAUUCACUUAGUGAUCCUAUUCCCAAUCAGACACAGUACAAUGAUGAGUAUGUUUGGAAGUCGUGUUCUAAAGAAGAUUUGAUCAACGUUGGAACUUCAAGAGGAAUCAAGAACCACAAAUCUUAUUACCCCAGUCAAGACUUCUUUCACUGGACGCUGCCUCAAGGUCAAUCGGCAGCCUCAGUAAAGAGCUACUUCCCCUGGAAAAUUGCUGCUUCGAUGGAAGAGGUUCGGAAGGCAAUAGCAAAUCAGUUUAUUUCCCACACGAGGAGAGACUUUGUGGACACAGCAAAAGCUCAAAAGAUUAAGCAACAUGCUCAGAUGUUUCUGGAAUGGAAAAACUCACUUCCCCGACCAGCAGACACUGAAUUUCGAUGGAAUUACCAAAUUCCAGCUAAAAUUCCUGAGCAGCUUCAGGAUUUUCGUUUCAAAUACGGAUGCUACUCAAGCCUACCCAUUGCUUCUCAGGGUCUAGCUCCAACCCCAGCCCCACUCUUGGAUGUUAAGGGCCUGAUUCCACCAAACGGGGCAUUUGUAGUGAAUAAGAUAUUUAACGCCAUCUUCGGCAACUCAGAAGUCAGCCACCCACGUCGCGACAGCCAUUUCUUUUAUGAAGCCUUUUAG
Kogia breviceps (pygmy sperm whale) is the source of this 798-nucleotide messenger RNA. NCBI's taxonomy places the organism in Eukaryota, Metazoa, Chordata, Mammalia, Artiodactyla, Physeteridae. The record is from RefSeq and is a predicted model, not a curated record.